AUGUUCUCUUCGGCUUUCAAGUCGAUCUCCUCCACCAACAUCACCGCAAACUACUCCAUCUCCCAAAACUCGACAUCCACCGCCGGGCCCUGGAAGAUUUACGACUGCAAGAAGAAGUCCACCGGCAAGGCCUACAGCGUCUUUGUCUUCGACAAGAAGUCCCUCGACAGCCAUGGCAACUCGCUGAGCCGCAGCAGCGCCAGCGCAUUCAAGCGCACGACUGAGGAAGUUGUCGAGCGUCUAAAGAAGGAGGCCUCGAGUCUUGCCAAACUGCGACACCCGAGCGUGCUCGAGCUCGUCGAGCCUGUGGAGGAGACGCGAAGUGGAGGUUUGCAGUUCGUGACCGAGGCUGUGACGGCGUCGCUGGCCAGUCUGCUGCAGGACAAGGAUGACCAGGAACGGUCAGGCGGGGUUGGUGGCCGCUCGAGCCGAUAUGUGACGGAGGAUUCAGAGGGCGUUCGGAGGCGGCGCGAGCUUGAAAUUGAUGAGCUCGAGAUCCAAAAGGGACUGCUGCAGAUCAGCAAGGCGCUCGAGUUUCUGCACGACAAUGCUGGCUUGGUGCACGGAAACCUGACGCCUGACGCCAUCUUGAUCAACGCCAAGUCAGACUGGAAAAUCAGUGGGCUGUCCUUCUGCAGCCCUCAAGAGAACUCGAACAAGCCGACCUCUAUCCAGCCCAUCAGCUUGGGCGAGAUCCUUAACAUGGACCCCAGGUUACCUGGCUCCGUCCAGCUAAACCUCGACUACACCUCGCCUGAUUUCGUCCUCGACAACAACCUCACAACAUCGGCCGAUAUGUUCUCUCUAGGCCUCCUGUGUGUUGCUCUCUACAACUCGCCCCAUCGCUCUCCUCUCGAAACCCAUGCCAGCGUCUCGACGUACAAAAGACUCUUCUCCUCCUCAUCGACGAUUCCCUCUUCAUCCAAUAAGUUCUUGGCAUCCAGAAACUUGCCAAAGGACCUGUCGGCUCACGUCUUGCCGCGCCUCAUCACUCGACGGCCGGCGCAGCGCAUGACGGCCAAGGAGUUCCAGGACAGCGAGUAUUUCGACAACAUACUCGUCUCCACGAUUCGUUUCCUCGAUGCUUUCCCCGCCAAGACGCCCAACGAAAAGGCACAGUUUAUGCGGGGCUUGAACAAAGUCCUGCCGUCUUUCCCCAAGUCGGUCAUGGAGAAGAAGCUGCUGCCGGCGUUGCUCGACGAGAUGAAAGACAAGGAGCUCAUCUCAUUGAUUCUUCAGAACAUCUUCAAAAUCAUGGAGUUAUUGCCGACGGCAAAGCGUGCCUUUAGCGAAAGCGUUCGGCCGAGGCUCAAGGAGAUUUUCGUCUCGGCCGGCAAGAAAGAAGCAGAGCCGCCCAAAGAUCCAGCCAAGGAUGCCGGUCUCAUGGUUGUCCUCGAGAACAUGUCUGUCAUCUCGAGCAAUUGCAGCGGCAAGGAGUUCACCGACGGGCUGCCUGCCAUCCUCGCGGUGCUCGACUUCAGCACGAUCAAGAACGAGCUCUUCCCGGUCAUCGCCAUGGUCUUCAGCAAGACGAACAGUUUGGCCAUCAAGGUGCGCGGUUGUCAGGCGUUCGUGGUGCUGUGCGGCGGGUCGAACAAUCCGUCGAACGACGGGCUGGGCGACUUCAGCGCCGAGAGAAGGAAGACUACGUCAUCGUCCAGCGCUCUGGACAAGUACACAAUGCAGGAGAAGAUUGUGCCCCUGAUCAAGUCCAUCAAGACCAAAGAGCCAGCGGUCAUGGUGGCGGCACUCAAUGUGCUCCGCGUGGUGGGCGACACGGCAGACGCCGACUUUGUGGCCAUGGAGAUCCUGCCUAUCCUUUGGAACAUGAGCCUGGGGCCACUGCUCAGUUUGAAGCAGUUUCAGAGCUUCAUGGAUCUCAUCAAAACCCUGUCUAGGCGUGUAGAGGACGAGCAGACCAAGAAGCUGCAGGAGCUGAACGGCAACGCGAAUGGCAGCACCGUCGGAAAUGAAGACUUCAUGGCCUUUGGCGGCGUAACAGGCACGACGUUUGACAGCAACACCAACGGCGCGUCGGAGAACGACUUUGAACAGCUCGUCAAGGGCAAAGUCACGAGCUCCGCCCCGGGCGACUCGUUCGCGAGCUGGGACGACGCCCCCGUGCCGUCGGCCACGACAACGUCAGCCCGUCCAUCGACCGGGUCUCGAUUCAGCGCCCCAAGCCGCGGCCUUUUCGUGGUCAACUCCCAAGGCGCGGCAAACGACGGCUGCGCCCGGUCAGUUCAACGGCGUCAGGGCGCAGGCGCAACCGACGUUCCGGACUGUGACGCCGGACCUGAGUGGGUUCCAGUCGAUGACUCCUUCGACGACGCAGUUCUCUCAGCCGAUGCAACCCGCCCUGCAGCAGCAGCAGCAGCAGCAACAGCAGCAGCAGCAGGGCGCCGCCGCAGCGUCAGUGAACUGGGCGUCGGCGGGCAGCUCGGCGACACAGUCCAACCCAUGGGCAUCGUCGCCGGCACCGUCGUCGUCGUCAGGCCUCGGGGCCAUGGGCGCUUCGAUGGGGAGUCUGUCCAUGGGUGGCGGCGCGAGGCCGGGCAUGGGGUCCUCACAAGGGUCGUUCUCACUUCCGCCGCCACCGGGUGGUGGCAGCGGCAUGAUGGGGUCGUCGGGAUUCAGUCUCGCGCCGCCGCCAAAGCAGCAGCAGGCUGCGCCGGGGAACCGGUCGGCGAGCGGCAUGGGUGGUAUGGGCAUGGGCGUGCUGGCUCAGCAGGGGGCGAACUCGAUGAGCUCGAUGGGUUCGAUGAGCUCGAUGGGUUCGAUGAGCUCGAUGAACUCGAUGAACUCGCUGAACUCUAUGAAUGCAAUGGCAGCGAGGCCCGGCAUGGGCAUGGGCAUGGGUCCUGGAGCGAGCAUGAACAGCAUGAUGGGAACGGCUCAGCAGCAUCAACAACAACAGCAAACACAGCAACAGCAGGCAAAGCCUGGUUUGGAUAA
Molecule: messenger RNA, 2955 nt
Organism: Verticillium dahliae VdLs.17
Lineage: Eukaryota; Fungi; Ascomycota; Sordariomycetes; Glomerellales; Plectosphaerellaceae
Product: protein kinase domain-containing protein ppk32
Exons: 3
Coding region: 1-2955 (984 amino acids)
Biological process (GO): protein phosphorylation
Molecular function (GO): ATP binding; protein kinase activity
Source: RefSeq, a predicted model, not a curated record